AUGCUGAAUAGCCGGAGCCCCCCACAGUACAAGCAGCAAUCCCCGGGGGGCUCCGUUGGCUCCGUCGGUUCCACCAGCUCCACGUCCCAGCUGCUGGGCCACUACCAAUCCGCCUACGGACAGCAGGCUCACUCGCACGCCUGCUAUCAGCACCACUUGCAGCAGCAACAUCUGCAGCAGCAGCAGCUGCAGCCGCAUCAACAGAAGCAGCAGCAUCAUCACCACCAGCAUCACCACCACGGAGCACGGACAUCCCUCACCCCCACCAUGAAGCGGGGCAAGAAGCAGUGGGGCACCAGGGAACGAUCCGGCAUGAGCUUCCUCAUCGUCAUCACCUUCUUCGCCGUCUUUGGCUUAAUCAUUCUAACGGAGGUCUUCAUGAUCGACGAGCGCACCCACAGCGGCAUGUUGGCGAUGAGGGCGGGCGGCGGGGGCGGUGCCAGCCUGGGCGGACGGAUGGGCGACUCGAUGCCGGAUUAUGAUAAUGUUAAGGAUGAUUACGAUCUACUGGAUGCCAGCAUUUUGAGUGAUAAUAAAUUAGGAUUCGUACAGCUGCGCGACAAUAAAUUGAAAAUUCAAGAAGCCGCAGGCGCCGAUGGUCAGCGCCUGGCCGGAAUGCUUCUCAAUGGUGGCGGAGGUGGAGCAGGUCCGUUCGGCGUGAAUGUACCGCUCAUACCCUGGGGCCAGGUGCUGCCGGACAAGGUGGAGGAGACGCUGCCCCACUUCCCGUUUGGCACACGGCCCACCGACGGCGCCUGGCAGGUUGUCAACGGCACCCGCUUCAAAUUCUUUGUCUACUCCGCCUACUUCGACCGGCGCGAGGGAGCUCGCCUGGUGCGAGUGGUGGGCGCCACCAAGACGCGGGGCCCGGAGCGGGUGUGGUGCCGAUUCUGGUACGGACCGAGUUCUGGCAAUGGCACCGAUGCGGGCUCCUCCUCGGCACGUGCCAAGUAUUCCUCGGCCACUGUGAUGGCUCGCGUCAAGAUUAUCCGUGAGAACUGGAAUCUGAAAUACAGCGCCUGUUUUAUCCUGUGUCCAGUACGAACUCCUCCCCUGGCAGUUCCACAUUUCGUGAGUGUGGUUUCCCGCCUGCGUGCUCCGCCGGGCAAUUUGCUGACCCUGCGGAACACCGACCAGGAUGCGGACUUUGCGGUGAGCCCGGCGCGAAAUUCGAGUGUCAGAAAAGGAUCGCCUGUAGGUCGUCCUCCGCCGAGUGGCGAUAACAUACCCGACCGCAUUGCCAUCUGCGUGAAGCCCUUGCACUUCAACUACGACCAGGCGCUGUAUCUGAUGGAGUACUUGGAGUUCUAUGCCCUACUGGGCGUGUCCCACUUCACCUUCUACAACCACACCUUGGGACCCCACGCCUCCUGCGUCCUGGAAAGCUAUCGAAAGGGUCUGGUGCCCGGAAAUCUUACCGCCCACGAUCUGGAGCCACUGACGCCAGCGGAGGCAGCCAACAAUGCCACGCCCCGUGUUCUCAGGACGCAUUAUCAGCGACCCACGGUCAGCAUCCUGCCGUGGAAUCUGCGCAUGCGCAGCCAGAAGGAGAUCCGAACCGAAGGUCUCUUUGCGGCCCUCAACGACUGCCUCUACCGCACCAUGUAUCGCUACAAGUAUCUGGCUUUGGUGGAUCUGGACGAGUUCAUUGUGCCGCGCUACUCGGAUACGUUAAAUGACCUCAUUGGAUCCCUGAAUCAGCGCUUCCGCAAUCGCAACACGGGAGCCUAUUCCUUUCAGAACGCUUUCUACUAUCUUCAGUUCGCGGAUGACAGCCUGGCAAGUUCUGGAAUAGAGGGUGGCAAUGACCAACUGGCCAAAGUACGGGCCAAUCUAGUCACUCAACGUAAGACACGAAGGCGAUAUAAACUGCACCCUCAGAAGCAACGAUCCAAGUACAUCUGUAAGCCGGAGGCAGUUGUUGAGGCAGGCAACCACUUCGUUUGGGAAUUUGCACCUGGCAAGGGAUCCCUCAACGUGCCGCCAAAGGAGGCCAUUCUGCAGCACUAUCGGGUCUGCGAGUUCGGAGGCAACGACUGCAUCAAGGCGCCUUCGAUUGUAGAUCGAACGACCACAAAGUAUGUGAAUCGCUUGGUGCAGCGGGUGGAUGCAGUGUAUCGUCAUCUGCGCCAGCGCUGCGACCUACCAGCUCUGCCACCGUUGCUCAAGACCAAGGAGAAUUCCCAGGAGAAACCCAUAGAAAUGACCAAGGAGAGACCCAAGGAAAAUAAUAACGAAAAGACUAAAGAAAAGCCCCAGGAAAAGCACAAGGAUAAUCCGAAAUUGAUGGAGCAAAAGAGAAAAUUGGGUGCAACAACGAAUGAGAGUUUAAUCAAAGGAGUGGCCACAGCCACAGCCACAACAACGACGAAGGCAACAACGAAAGGAGCGGCAACGAAGCAGCAGCAAUCCAUCCCAGUCACCACACCCACAAGGACCACGACCAGGACUUCGACGACACCCAAGCUGUCGAUACCAUCGGCCAAUGUGCGCAAGAAACGGAAGCUCAUUGUCUUCGAGAUCAAUGAUUUGGGGGUGCCCGUGGCCAGGGUGGAGUACCAAUGAGAUAGGGACAUUGCUGGAAACAUUUAAGUGGGGCUUUUGGUUCAUUUGAGUGCCAAUUAGUUUGAGGAUUUAGUUGGUUGUGUUCCGGUGCGGUUCAUCAACUUAAUUUGGCCAUUAUCAGAAUGCUCAACAAGUUAACUGACCCUAGGGAUUUAAGUAUGUUCAUUUGCUCACCGUAGAAAUAAAAGGAACGCACCUACGAACCAAAGCAAUAUCAUAAGAUUGUAGCAAUAUGAUCUCAAGCCAAUGAUAUCAGCGAAAAUCAAGUUGGUUGUUCCGAAAAUUAUUUAAAAUUCCUUUAAAUAAUGUCUGAGUGCUAAGGAAUAUUUUUAGUUAUUUAUUGUAAAAUUUCCCGAUGAAACAAGGGAUGUGAGACUUAAAUAAUACUCAAACGAUGCUAGUUAGAAGCAGCUACGAAAUUAUAAUCACUAAUCACUGUUUGGUUGUUCUCUUUAAUUUGGAAAAUAUGUUUUCCCGAUUUUGGUAGUCCUAAUGCAAAAUUAUUCCUAAACAAAAUUCAGAAAAUUCCUAAUGCGAAAUUCAUAUGUAAUCUAAGCCAUUGUUUCGUGUUGUAGAAUAAGCAAUAAGGUAUACAAAAAUGAACUUGAAGCAAAAGCAUGCAAAAAAAUGAAUAUGUAUCUGUUAGAGCAACAUUACCAAUUAGCAAAGGAGAAACUCCUUCGAGGUAUGCGCUUAGUCUCUACAUUAGUGGGCUAAAAAGCUUAGGACUUCUUUACUGGUCCUUAUCUUUUGGCUUGUGCAUGAGGCAGAAACUCAGAAUGCUAAGUUAAGAAUUAUCACAAACUGAAUCGAAUUUCAAAUGCUUCGAAAUCCGUAAACUUUUUGUUUGGCUUAGCGCACAAAAAGUAUAAGUAUUAAGUAAAAAAUAAACAGAAAUCGGAAAACAGAUUUAGUGGUCUAUAGGUAUUA
This is a messenger RNA of Drosophila teissieri, 3495 nucleotides long. RefSeq lists its product as uncharacterized. The transcript is spliced from 8 exons. Bases 1 to 2565 code for a protein of 854 amino acids. Lineage: Eukaryota; Metazoa; Arthropoda; Insecta; Diptera; Drosophilidae. The record is from RefSeq and is a predicted model, not a curated record.